AUAUUUUGUAAAAAUGUCUGAACCAAUUCGUGUUGUCGUGACUGGAGCUGCUGGUCAAAUUGCUUACUCGUUGCUAUACAUGAUAGCUCGGGGAGAAGUUUUUGGAAAUAAGCAACCUCUCAUCUUGCAUUUGCUGGAUAUUCCGCCGAUGGUUGGUGUUCUUGAGGGUGUCGUCAUGGAACUAGCGGAUUGUGCGUUGCCAUUGUUACGUGAAGUUAUACCAACAACAGAUCCAGCGGUUGGGUUCAAGGAUGUUUCGGCCGCCUUUCUAGUGGGCGCCAUGCCACGCAAAGAAGGAAUGGAAAGAAAAGAUCUGCUAUCGGCAAAUGUAAAAAUUUUUAAAGCACAAGGACAAGCAAUUGAAAACUUUGCAAAGAAAGAUGUCAAAGUUCUUGUGGUUGGAAACCCUGCCAACACUAAUGCUUUUGUUUGUGCUAAUUAUGCACCAUCCAUUCCACGUGAAAAUUUCACUGCGAUGACUCGAUUGGAUCAAAAUCGCGCCACCUCCCAAAUAGCCACAAAAUUGGGUGUUCCAAUAUCUGAUGUUAAGAACAUAAUUAUCUGGGGCAACCAUUCAUCCACUCAGUACCCUGAUGCUGGACAAGGGAAAGUGGUUAUCAAUGGUCAAACAAAAUCUGUGGCUGAUGCCGUCAAUGAUACUUCCUUUUUACAAGGUGCCUUUGUUGAAACUGUUCAAAAGCGUGGUGCUGCUGUAAUUGCAGCUCGCAAAAUGUCAUCUGCUAUGUCAGCAGCUAAAGCCGCUUGCGAUCAUAUGCAUGACUGGUGGAAUGGUACCGCCCCGGGAACCUUUGUAUCAAUGGGCGUAUGCUCAGAUGGCAGCUAUAACUCUCCAAAAGGCGUUAUUUUCUCUUUCCCAGUUGUUAUUGUAAAUAAGAAAUGGGAAAUCGUUCAGGGUUUGGACCUAAGUGACUUUGCCAAAUCAAAGUUAACUCUUACUGGAAAGGAGUUGCAAGAAGAAAAGGACGAAGCAUUGUCUGUGUUGGACGUAGGUUCAUCUAAUUUGUAAAAUGGCCUUGCAUGUUUAAAUUUAAAUAAUAUUUGAGCAUUUAGGGAACAAAGUUCCAUGCAUUAAUGUUUGUAUAUAAAGUAUAUUAUGGAAAGUUAAUCCUGAUGUAUGUAAAUAAAUCAUAAAAAUCAA
Drosophila guanche is the source of this 1159-nucleotide messenger RNA. It is a transcript of the gene Mdh1, whose product is annotated as malate dehydrogenase, cytoplasmic. Gene Ontology annotation, cellular component: cytosol; mitochondrion. Gene Ontology annotation, biological process: malate metabolic process; tricarboxylic acid cycle; oxaloacetate metabolic process. The transcript has 3 exons. The record is from RefSeq and is a predicted model, not a curated record. Bases 14 to 1027 code for a protein of 337 amino acids. Gene Ontology annotation, molecular function: L-malate dehydrogenase (NAD+) activity. NCBI's taxonomy places the organism in Eukaryota, Metazoa, Arthropoda, Insecta, Diptera, Drosophilidae.